ACAGAGAAAAUCCCUCGAAGAGGAAUCCUCGGAGCAAUGAUGUUUUUGGCUUGUAUGUUCUCCUACGUCAUUCGUACUAAUUUAUCUAUAACUAUUGUCGCUAUGGUAAACACUACAAGCAAAGAUGGUGGCGUCGGACCAGCUUGCAGUGUAGCGAAUAUAAAAAGCAAUAAGAGUAUUGUGCUUAAAGAUUUCGGAGAGCGUUUUGAAUGGAAUCAACAUAUUCAAGGAUUACUGCUGUCGGGAUAUUUUUAUGGUGUCUUGCCGGCUAGUGUACCAGCUGGGCUUUUAGCUGAAAAAUACGGAGGUUCUAAAGUAGUAGCAUUCGCUACAUUAAUACCCGCAGUAUUAAAUCUUCUGAUGCCUUGGGCUGCUAGUGUUCACUAUGGUUUUGUUUUUGCACUUCGUUUUGUAAUGGGAUUUUUCGGAGGCGCUGUUUAUCCUGCUCUUCACGCGAUGAUUGCCAGAUGGGUGCCUCCUGGUGAGAAGGGCAUGUUUGUAUGGACUAUGCAAGGUGGUCCAUUUGGAACCGUAGUAACAUUCGCUUUAUGUGGUGCAGUGAUCAGUGCUUACGGAUGGAAAGCUGCGUUUUAUGUUACAAGCGGGCUUAUGUUAAUUUUUUAUGCCUUGUGGGUAUUUUUAAUCUACGAUACACCGGAUUUACAUCCUGGUAUCACAGAAAAAGAGAAAAUUUAUAUAAAGGAAAAAAUAGGCACUUCCGUCUCGAAACAAAAAGUCCAGUUACCGGUGAAAGCAGUCGUUACAUCUCCACCGUUUCUAGUAUUACUGUGGGCCCACUUUGCAAAUAUGUGGGGUAUUUAUUUUAUCGCUACAAAUGGACCCAAAUACACGUUGGAAGUCCUUGGUUUCAAUAUGAAAUCGGGUGGCGCAAUAACUGGAUUACCUUACAUAGCUAGAUUAGGCGCUGGAGUAUUAUUUGCAGCAGCGGGCGAUUACGUGCGAAGAAAGAACUUUUUAUCUUUAGGUUGGAUAAGGAAAUUAUUUAUGUUAUUCUCUCAUAUGGGACCUGCAAUUUGUCUGGUAGUAAUGACAUACGCAGGUUGUGAUGCUACAACUGCAAUGAUAAUGUUAAUAUUGGCAUUGACCUUUAAUGGAGCCGCUUGCCAGACCAAUUUACAGAAUCAUCAAGACUUGGCACCAAACUAUGCCGGUUCUUUAUAUGGAAUUAUGAACACAUUUGGUAGUUUUCCUGGAUUCAUUAUUCCACCCAUUAUUGGCGCUUUAACCAAUGAAAGAAACGGCGUGGAAGAAUGGCGUAUAAUGUUUUGGAUAUCAGCGAUAGUAUUUACAUCGGCAACAGUCUUAUUUUGGCUAUUUGGAUCUGCGGAAAUUCAAUCAUGGAACGAUUCGACUCAUACUAAAGUGCCUACUGUUUCCGAAGAGGAGAAGCAGAUAAACGAAAUGACGAAAGAUGGGGUCGAUACAGAAACUGAGGAAAAUGAACGUCUCUAGUAAAUUAGGAGAUAAAAUAAAAAAUCCAUACAUCACAAAAAGAUUGUAGAAAUAUUUAAUUGCGAGAUUUUUUUGCAACAUUGCAAAAACUUUGCAAAAUGUUGUUGCAAUGAUGAUGCAACAAUGUAAAA
Messenger RNA from Cyphomyrmex costatus, 1604 nucleotides. RefSeq names its product sialin. The transcript has 9 exons. Gene Ontology annotation, biological process: monoatomic anion transport; transmembrane transport. Lineage: Eukaryota; Metazoa; Arthropoda; Insecta; Hymenoptera; Formicidae. The record is from RefSeq and is a predicted model, not a curated record. Gene Ontology annotation, molecular function: transmembrane transporter activity. The coding region runs from base 37 to 1473 and encodes 478 amino acids. Gene Ontology annotation, cellular component: membrane.